UUGGCGAUAAUCGAACCUAAGACCUGUCACUUAUAAGUGAAGAUGAAUAUCACUAGACUGUAGUACUAAGUGGCAAGACUGUCCAAUAGUUUAACCACCAAGUUCGUAAGUUUUCAUUCAAUGUUUUUGUGUGCAUGAGGUUAUGUCUUCCCUCGAAACAUUAUGCAUUAAGACAACCUAAAUCUCAAAUUUAAUAUCACAUAUUGACAUGGUUGAUUGUUUUAUAGUCUAUGUUAAGUUUUUAGCCUUACAUUGGCAGCUAAUUGCUUAGAUUUUAGGUUUCAAGUUUUUAGCCCUACAUGUAUGGAAGUUACUUUCCACACGAGCAUUUGUUUUCCCUUGUUUCCUGAGAGCCAAUUAGUACGGUAACACAACUUUUUGUGGACAGGAUAUGGUGGUGGAGGGGGAGGAUUGACACUUCCUCUAACACGACUGAGUUUGCACUGGCUGAAAUCUUGAACAAACCAAAGAUGAUGGAAAAAGCCAAGCAAGAGUUAGAAGAUGUAGUUGGAAAACACAACAUUGUAGAAGAAUCCCACAUCGACAAAUUGCCAUACUUACAAUUUAUGAUGAAAGAAACCUUGCGCUUGCACCCAACCCUGCCUUUGUUAGUCUCUCAUUACCCAAGUGAAACAUGCAUUGUGGGAGGCUGCACCAUUCUGAAAGGAUCUCAGAUUUUCAUCAAUGUUUGGGCCAUACUCAAAGACCCUUCAAUUUGGGAAAACCCGUUGGAGUUCAAUCGGGAGAGGUUCUUGGACAUCAAAUGGGACUACAGUGGGAAGGACUUCAACAAAUUUCCAUUUAGUUCAAGCAGAAGAAUAUGUGUUGGGAUUGCAAUGGUUGAGAGCAUGGUGAUGCAUUCACUUGAUACACUUUUGCAUUCUUUCGAUUGGAAAUUGCCAGAGGGAGAGAAGUUGGAUCUUUCUGAGAAGUUUGGGAUUGUGUUGAAGAAGAAGCUUCCUUUGGUUGCCAUCCUAACUCCAAGGUUAUCAAAUGUAGCACUCUAUGAAAUUCCUUAAAAUACUUCACUUGUAAUAAUUAAUACCUUAAGCCCAAAAAUAUUUCUGGAAAAUUGCAUGUUUACGAUAAUGUUCUCUUGUGAGAUAUUGGUAUAUCAAUUAUGAAUUUAUACCAAACUUCUGUUCCUAGAAAUUUCUAGGUAUAAGAGCAUUUGUUUUGAAAACCUCAAGCUUAUGUUCCUCUUUCUACGAUUUUCUUUUCUCAAGCAUUUCCAGAUUUGACUUGUUUUAUUUGUCUUCUCUGUUAAUAUGAUGAAAAAUGAUAUUUCAAAUUGCUCAAGUCCGAAGGGUAGGACUAAUCCCCAAUGAAACUCG
Molecule: messenger RNA, 1334 nt
Organism: Pyrus x bretschneideri (Chinese white pear)
Lineage: Eukaryota; Viridiplantae; Streptophyta; Magnoliopsida; Rosales; Rosaceae
Product: flavonoid 3',5'-hydroxylase 1-like
Exons: 1
Coding region: 471-1019 (182 amino acids)
Molecular function (GO): iron ion binding; heme binding; monooxygenase activity
Source: RefSeq, a predicted model, not a curated record